Cariama cristata (Red-legged seriema) is the source of this 582-nucleotide messenger RNA. It is a transcript of the gene PDZD7, whose product is annotated as PDZ domain containing 7. Lineage: Eukaryota; Metazoa; Chordata; Aves; Cariamiformes; Cariamidae. Gene Ontology annotation, cellular component: cilium; plasma membrane; stereocilium tip. The transcript has 4 exons. Gene Ontology annotation, biological process: sensory perception of sound; auditory receptor cell stereocilium organization. Gene Ontology annotation, molecular function: protein binding. The record is from RefSeq and is a predicted model, not a curated record. The annotation marks the transcript as partial.
CAUCCCCUGUCCCCGCAGCCAGCAGCAAUGAGAGUGACAUCAUCAACGCCGUAACGGUGGAGAAGAGCGUGGAUGGCAAGCUGGGCUUCAGCGUCCGUGGUGGCUCUGAGCAUGGGCUGGGCAUCUUCGUCAGUAAAGUGGAGGAGGGCAGCGCUGCCGAGCAGGCUGGGCUGUGUGUUGGUGACAAGAUCACGGAGGUGAACAGCGUGAGCCUGGAGAACAUCACCAUGAGCAGUGCCGUCAAGGUCCUCACCGGGAACAACCGCCUCCGCAUGGUGGUCCGGCGGAUGGGCCGCGUGCCGGGCAUCAAGUUCUCCAAGGAAAAGACAGCGUGGGUGGAUGUGGUGAACAGGCGCCUGGUGGUGGAGAAAAGUGGCUCGACACCAUCAGAGAGCGGCUCUGAGGAUGGGCUGCGGCGCAUCGUGCACCUCUACACCACCUCCGACGACUACUGCCUGGGCUUCAACAUCCGCGGCGGCAGGGAGUUCGGCCUCGGCAUCUACGUCUCCAAGGUGGACCCCGGGGGGCUGGCAGAGCAGAACGGCAUUCGGGUGGGAGACCACGUCCUUGCAGCCAACGGAG